Heterocephalus glaber (naked mole-rat) is the source of this 1422-nucleotide messenger RNA. RefSeq names its product three prime repair exonuclease 1 (gene Trex1). The record is from RefSeq and is a predicted model, not a curated record. Gene Ontology annotation, cellular component: cytoplasm. Gene Ontology annotation, molecular function: 3'-5'-DNA exonuclease activity; nucleic acid binding. Gene Ontology annotation, biological process: DNA catabolic process. NCBI's taxonomy places the organism in Eukaryota, Metazoa, Chordata, Mammalia, Rodentia, Bathyergidae.
CCCUGGAAGAAACCACUGUGUGGCAGGGAGAGGCAGCCCUCAGCCCACACUUAAACCAGGAAAGUUGACCAAAGACUAGCCACAGAAGUAUAGCUGGACCCCCAGAAAUACUUGAGACCUGGAGCUCCUCCAGGACAACCCAGGCACUAGUUCUCUGUGGCUCUCACCAAUGCCUAAGGGUUCCCUGGGAGGGAGAGGUGUUGACCAAGAGCAAUAAACCAAGCCCACUGAUGAGCAAGCUGGGCAGGCCUUGCUCACGAGGCCAGCCAGUGGGCGGGCCCAGGCCAAGUUUCACUUCCGGCACAGCUGCCAGCAGCAGCCGGGAGCAUAGUGCACGCAAGCACUUGCUUGCCUGCCUGCCUGCCUUCCUGCGUGCCUGCCCACCGGCCCGCCUGUCUGCCGUGUUCAGCAGCACUUUCCUACCCCAGUAUGGGCUCACAGGCCCUGCCUCCCGGUCCCAUGCAGACCCUCAUCUUCUUGGACCUGGAAGCCACCGGUCUGCCCUUCUCCCAGCCCAAGAUCACGGAGCUGUGCCUACUGGCCGUUCACAGAUGUGCCUUGGAGAACAGCUCCACCCCCGAAGAGCGACCACCCACAGCACCCCUGCCACCCCGUGUGGUAGACAAGCUCUCCUUGUGCGUGGCUCCAGGGAAGGCCUGUAACCCUGCAGCCAGCAAGAUCACAGGUCUGAGCACAGCUGAACUCACAGCACAUGGGCGGCUGCAUUUUGACAACAACCUGGCCAACCUGCUCCUAGCCUUCCUCCAGCGCCAGCCACAGCCCUGGUGCCUCAUAGCACACAACGGUGAUCGUUAUGACUUCCCCUUGCUCCAGGCAGAGCUGACUAUGCUGGGACUUAGAGGUACUCUGGAUGGUGCCUUCUGUGUGGACAGCAUCUCGGCCCUGAAGACCCUGGAGCAAGACAGCAGUACCUCUGAGCAUGCCUCGAGGAGGAGCUACAGCCUGGGCAGUAUCUACACCCGCCUGUACGGGCAGGCCCCAGUGGACUCGCACACAGCCGAGGGGGACGUCCUUUCCCUGCUCAGCAUCUGCCAGUGGAGACCACAGGCACUGCUGCAGUGGGUAGAUGCUCAUGCCAGACCCUUCAGCACCGUCAAACCCAUGUAUGGGGUCACAGCCCCUCCUGGGACCAACCCAAGGCCAUCUGCUAUCCCAGCCAUGGCAACUCUGGCCACAGCCAGGAACAGCAGUCCCAGCCUCAAAAGGAAUAGAAGAGCCAAGGCUCUUCCUCCAAGGGUCCCUGGGACCUCAUCCCAGGAAGGGCUCCUGGCCCCUCUGGGGCUGCUGGCCUUCCUGACCUUGGCGAUAGCCACGCUGUAUGGACUAUCCCUGGCCACACCUGGGAGGUAGACUGAGAGGGAAAAUCUGACAAAUAAAUAUCCCCUUAGCACUGAGUGGCAA